Molecule: messenger RNA, 696 nt
Organism: Anguilla rostrata (American eel)
Lineage: Eukaryota; Metazoa; Chordata; Actinopteri; Anguilliformes; Anguillidae
Product: coagulation factor V-like
Exons: 3
Coding region: 21-485 (154 amino acids)
Cellular component (GO): plasma membrane
Molecular function (GO): signaling receptor activity
Source: RefSeq, a predicted model, not a curated record
GAUGCUCUGUGCCUUUGGGAAUGGAGAGUGGGCGGAUCAGUGACCUUCAGAUCACAGCCAGCUCUGUGGCUUCCAGCUGGUUCGCUGGCCCCUGGCAACCUUGGUUCGCUCGUCUCAAUAAACAAGGGGCGGUCAAUGCCUGGCAGGCCAAGACAAACAACAUGCAGCAGUGGCUACAGGUUGAACUGAAGGACGUAAAGAAAAUCACUGGCAUUGUUACCCAGGGCGCCAAGUCCAUGGGCACAGAGAUGUACGUGACAGAAUAUACCAUAGAAUACAGCAAAGAUGGAAAAACCUGGAUAAAAUACAAGGAGGAUGAAGAUGACUUUGAUCAGAAGAUAUUUCCUGGAAACGAGGACAACAACGGCCACAUGAAAAACUACAUCUACCCUCCAAUCUUUUCACGGUUCAUAAGAAUUAUCCCUCGACGGUGGCAGAAAACAAUCACCAUGAGAAUUGAAUUGCUUGGGUGUGAUUUUGAAUAAGGAUAUGCGGAGCAGUAUAUUUCACCACAUAUCCAUACAUGCUCAUUUUUAUACACAGAUUAUAAAUCCAGGUUUUAUUUUUACAAGUUUUGGAUGCCUCCCUCCCCAUUCCCUUUUUUAAAUUUAGCUGUGAGCAUAAUUCCAGGUGAAUGUGUAAAUAUGUAAGUACUCUAUACAAUCACAGUCAAUAAACUAUUAUUGUACACACACA